AGCCUGGCGGGAGUUACUGCGGCUUGCCCGGCUCCCCCCCUCCUCCCCGGCGGGGCCGCCGCCGCUUUCUAGCAAAGGUCACUCGCACAGCUCCUCGCCUUCUCCUGGAAAGGGCUGCCGGCUAGCUGGGAGGGGCUGAUUAAGCCCCCCUCCCCCGCAGCUGAAAGAGUUUCGUCGCUUGGGAGGGAGGAGGAACGCGAGCACCGCCUUUCGCGCUGGCAUUCCGGGAUUUCCCUUUGUUUAGAGCCGGGAAUCCUCCUUCCUCAGCGGUCUUUCCCUGCCGCAGUCCUCAGAGCUCUCACUCCGGAUCGGUCUUCUAGUUUUCAAUAAGCUUACGCUGGAAUAAGCGGCUUGAGAACUGGAUUAUUGCUUACUAUCUUUUCCUCCUUUUUCAUGCUCGGGCAUCCCUGGGCUUCCCCAGCAAAAUUGCAGAGUAGAAGCUCUGAAAACUGCCAUCCGAAGAUGAAAACGCCGCACGUUCCUUUGUUUCCUCCGAGGAUAACCCCUCCCAUCGCAAUACAGGGAAGCCCUAUCCUCCCCCGCUCCCCAAACGGUUUGCCAUUUCGCUACCCCCACCCAAAAUGGGGCCCCGAUUCGGGAGCAAUUUACAAACAUUGUGGAAUCUUUGCUUGAAAGUUUCUGCAAAGGUUUUAUACGGCAUAUAAAUCCAGUCGGAUCUCCCUCCUUUGUCCUUCACCUCCCCUCAAAAUAAAACACUAUUUAGCCUUUUCUGGGGUGGGGGGAGGAAAAGAGAACAAAUGGGGCGGACUACCUCCCUGGUGCGGGAGGUAGAAUAUCAUAGCGAAAUAUGAUAAGCACCAAGCAAUAAUCGUUCAGGGGAUGAAGCCCUGGUUCAACAGGCUCUGGAGGAAUCCAGAUAGAGGGGAGGGGAGGAAUCACCCUUACCUGUCUGAGCAGUUCUUGCAUCAACAGCGGAUGGUACUGGUGAUAGCUCCCCUCCUCCCUCCCGGACUGUCACUGAGGGGGGGGGUGUCUUGUGGUGGCAAGAGGAAUUCCCCCCGGCAGGGAGGAAUUCCCCCCUAUGGGGGGGGAGCGAAGGGGGAGAAGAGAAGCGUCCCCAGUUUGAUAGCUGUGACUAGCACCAGCAAGAGCAAACGCCGCUCCUGGGAUUUUCUUGGCUCCCCUCCCCGCGCGGUGUUCUUCUCACGCUGCAGCUUUUUCGCCCCUUCCAGGUGACGUGAUGCCCGUUGUUUUGGUUCGCCCGACCAAUCGGACUCGUCGCCUGGAUUCUACGGGAGCCGGGAUGGGCCCGUCGUGGCGGCAACAGGACUCCCCUCUGCCGACCAUAACGCAUUGCGCAGGGUGCACCUCCGCCUGGUCUUCCUGCAGCUUUAACAGCUCUGACAUGGAAACCCCAUUGCAGUUCCAGACGAGCUUCUGCUCAGAGCAGCAGCAGCAGCGCCCACACCCGCAUUACCAUCACCACCACCAGCAGCAGCAGCACAGUGAAGAGAGGCAGCCAAAGCAGCAGUCCAGUCCGUGCUUCCAGUGCAACAGCUGCGCUUAUUACGGGGCUGUGGCUGCCACAGGCGAUAACCUGCCGCUGCUCUUCCGCACUUCGUCGCCUCUGUCGGUCGCCUUCCGGACUCGCUCCUCGCCGAUCUCUUGCUCCGCAGCUUCCUCCCGCCAGGGCAGCCAGCUCAACGUGAGCGAGCUGACCCCUUCCAGCCAUGCCAGUUCGUUCAGGCAGCCGCACCACUACUCCCAGCCCCACCAGUACCACCACUCCCACUCUCACCCGUGCCAUAGUGUGCACCACCAGCAGCCGCCGCCCGAGCCGGCGGGCAGCCCCAACAGCAGCACCGGCAGCGGCAGCCACCACUACCAACUUCAGGAGCAGCAGCAGCGCCGCGAGAGCAACCCUUUCACGGAAAUAGCCAUGAGCAGCUGCAGGUACAACGGCGGCGUCAUGCGUCCUCUCAGCAACCUGAGCUCGUCCCGUAGGAACCUCCACGAGCUGGACUCCGAAGCGCAGCCGCUGCAGCCCCAGCCGCCGCCGCCGCCGCCGCUCUCCAGCCCCACUGCCUCAGCUGCCGCGGCUGGCCCCGAGAUCGUGGUGUCCAAGCCCGAGCACAACAACUCCAACAACUUAGCGCUCUACGGAUCUGGCGGCGGCGGCAGCGGCGGCAGCGGCGGCAGCCAGACCAACAGCGGCGGCAAAACCAGCAAGAAGAAGAACCAGAACAUCGGCUACAAGUUGGGACAUCGCCGCGCACUCUUUGAGAAGCGGAAGCGGCUGAGCGACUACGCGCUGAUCUUCGGCAUGUUCGGGAUCGUAGUGAUGGUGAUCGAAACCGAACUGUCUUGGGGCGCUUACACCAAGGAGUCGCUGUAUUCAUUAGCCCUUAAAUGCCUUAUUAGUCUCUCUACAAUCAUUCUGCUUGGUCUGAUUAUUGUAUACCAUGCAAGGGAAAUUCAGCUAUUUAUGGUGGACAAUGGAGCAGAUGAUUGGAGAAUAGCCAUGACUUAUGAGCGCAUUUUUUUCAUCUGCUUGGAAAUUUUGGUAUGUGCUAUUCAUCCUAUCCCUGGCAACUACACUUUUACAUGGACAGCUCGUCUUGCCUUCUCCUAUACCCCAUCUACAACAAUAGCAGAUGUGGAUAUAAUUUUAUCCAUACCUAUGUUCCUGAGACUUUAUCUUAUUGCCAGAGUUAUGCUUUUGCAUAGCAAACUUUUCACUGAUGCCUCAUCCAGAAGCAUUGGAGCACUAAACAAGAUCAACUUCAAUACACGUUUUGUUAUGAAAACUUUAAUGACAAUAUGCCCGGGAACUGUACUUUUGGUUUUUAGUAUCUCCUUAUGGAUAAUUGCUGCAUGGACUGUCAGAGCUUGUGAAAGGUAUCACGAUCAACAAGAUGUUACUAGCAACUUCCUUGGAGCAAUGUGGUUGAUUUCAAUAACUUUUCUCUCCAUUGGAUAUGGAGAUAUGGUACCUAAUACUUACUGUGGGAAAGGAGUUUGCUUGCUUACUGGAAUAAUGGGUGCUGGAUGCACUGCACUAGUGGUAGCUGUGGUAGCAAGAAAACUAGAACUUACCAAAGCUGAAAAACAUGUGCAUAAUUUCAUGAUGGAUACCCAGCUAACUAAAAGAGUGAAAAAUGCAGCUGCCAAUGUACUCAGGGAAACAUGGUUAAUUUAUAAAAACACCAAGUUGGUAAAAAAGAUAGACCAUGCAAAAGUAAGGAAACAUCAGCGCAAAUUCUUACAAGCUAUUCACCAAUUAAGAAGUGUUAAAAUGGAACAGAGGAAACUGAACGAUCAGGCAAACACUUUGGUGGACUUGGCAAAGACUCAAAACAUCAUGUAUGAUAUGAUUUCUGACUUGAAUGAACGAAGUGAAGACUUUGAGAAGAGGAUUGUUACUCUGGAAACAAAACUGGAAACUUUAAUUGGUAGCAUCCAAGCUCUCCCUGGACUGAUUAGCCAGACAAUAAGCCAGCAGCAAAGGGAAUUUCUCGAAGCUCAGAUACAAAAUUAUGAUAAGCAUGUAACCUACAGUGCAGAACGAUCAAGGUCCUUGUCUAGAAGACGAAGGUCUUCUUCUACAGCACCACCCACUUCAUCAGAGAGUAGCUAGAAGAGAAUAAGUUAACCACAAAAUAAAGACUUUUUUGCCAUCAUAUGGUCAAUAUUUUAGCUUUUAUUGUAAAGCCUUAUGGUUCUAAUCAGUGUUAUCUGGGUUCUGAUGUCAGAAUUCUGGAAACCUGAACACAAGUUUUAGGCCAAAAUGAGUGAAAACUCUCUUUCUCUCUCUCUUUUCUUUUCAGAUGCACAGUGAAUGCACCUAUUAUUGCUAUAUAGAUUGUUUCUCCUGUAAUUUCACUAACUUUUUAUUCAUGCACUUCCAGCAAACUUUAUUACUACUACAAUAUAUAAUAUAAUAAAAGGGUUACUUUCUGCACAUAGUUGCUUGGUCACUUUGACUUUAACAUUCCCAUCUGUUGUUUUGUUUUUUUUUAGAUGGAAAUGUAGAAAAUGCUUUAAUUAUGAGGAAGCUGAGCUCAUUUUGUGUUUCUUUUCAAACAAGUUCUUAUUUGACAUUCUAUGCAGGAAAAGAUCAUAGUAAUGAUGCAUUAAUUUAAAUUUAAAAUUAAUUUAAAAGACUGGAUGGUCUUUAUUUAAAAUUUUGCAUUUAUUUUUCAUUACAUGCCAGCUUAAGGAGAGAAAAAAGUGAACAAGUUGUUUUUGUUUUGAAAGUUCAUUGAUGAAAGCCACUGCACCCAUAUCUGCUCCAGCAUGAUGUAUGUUCUUAUACCUUAUUUAUACAAAUAAUUGUUUACUAAAAAUUUAAAAAAGGGCUGGCUCCAGACCAUUUUAAACAUUUUUAAAUAUGUUUAUAUGUGGUGUGUGAGACUAUCGUAUAUUUAUUUUCUUGUUAAGAGAAAUUUUCCAUCAAUGAAAAAUGUUGUGGCAUUUCAAUCUAUUUGUUCUCUCAUUUGCUAGUUUGCUACCCAUUACACUUUGUUUUGUUUGGAUAAAUAAGCUGGAUCUCUUCUAGAUAUGCCUGAUCUUGAUGGAAUGAAAAACAUGACAAUGUUGCUAAAUUUGUUUAGACAAUUCCAUUGCUGUCAGCCUUUAAUAUAUACCAUAUAUGUGAAUUUUAAACCAGUUCUGAAAUUGGACAUAGAGGCAAAUUUGAAAUGUCCUCUUUUUCUUUAGUGUGCUGUUAUACAGUGGGGUGGGACAAAAACUAUAUUUCUGUAUUGUUCUGAAAUGAAUUAUAAUACCUGCCGCUACAGUACACUUCUGGAAAGACCUAGUAGAACUGGAAAGCCUGUUACAACAAAGACAUUCAUCUAACUUUUGAUCAUUCAUUUCCUUUUCCAGCAAUCACUUUGAUAUGGCCAAGUAGGAAUUUCUUGUUGAAGGCAUGAAGGGAGGAUAUUGGGAGGGGAAAAUCACCAUACUCAAUAACAACAUUUUAAAAAGUCUAGAUUGACUUAUGAUGCAUCUAUUUUGAGAUGGUAAACAAAUAUUUCUUGUUUCUUUAUACUUUUUGUAAUAGAUUUGCUUUCCUUCUUUUUCUCUUUCUGAGAAAUAGUUGUCUUAUCUAUAACCUACACUUUUCACAUAAGAAUCCCAUCCUUAGUCUAUAGAUACAAUAUUCUUUUCUUAGUUUUGCAGCUGCAAUAGUGAAAAGUAUGGACCUAGAAUUAACCUUCUAAGUAACUGAAAUAGUUGAUAGUGUUUUCUCAUUUCAUUUGCUAAUCGUGGGAACUCUUCACAUUUUUUAACAAGAUACAUUUUACGUAUGUUUGCAUGAAGAUACUCACGUGCUUAGACGUACCUUUGACCACAAACAAGUACAAAUAUUACAUCAAAAUGACCCCAUUUCAAAAGUAGUUUAUUAAUCUGCAGGAUGAAUCAAUUACUAUUCAAGAAUCACUAAUCAAAAAUCCUUUUUGAAUAUGAAUCCCAAGGUUUAUAAUAAACUUUUGGUCUCAUCCCAAACCCUGUCCAAUUGGCUUUAUUUAUUACCUUAAGCAUUUUUUUCCUGAAUAUUCAUUUAGAGCAAAGUUCAGUUGAAAUCAAUGGAACACUGAAUCAUAAGACUUUAUGCUACAUAAGCUAGAAACGAUGACGUUUAUAGGUGGCAAUAACAUCUAAACCAAGAAAGAAAAAAACGGACCACAGCCUCCCAACUAUAAUACGUAAUCCUUGCAUAAUGUAAUGUUUCUGAAGAAAGUCCUUUAGUACAUAAGGUUUAGUGGAUGAAUUUGACUUAGCUUUCAGAAAUAAUGAACAUGUAAACCCAAAUCUGAUUGGACAGUCUUGGAUCUAUUCAGGGUAUCUAAGGUGAAACCAGGAAAUAAUAAAACAUCUUUCAUGUUUCUUCUAAGGGUUUCUUAUUUACUGACUUUUUGAUAAUACUUAAUUUCUGCAGCCAAAAAACUGUUAUUUUAAUGAAUUCAAAAAUCAUUUUAAAAAUUUUAUGUUAUUCUCAGUUGGUUCUACCUAGAACAUACAUAGUAUUUUUCUUUGUUCCUCCAAAUAAAUUUAACUGGUUCCCAAA
Molecule: messenger RNA, 6034 nt
Organism: Crotalus tigris (Tiger rattlesnake)
Lineage: Eukaryota; Metazoa; Chordata; Lepidosauria; Squamata; Viperidae
Gene: KCNN2
Product: potassium calcium-activated channel subfamily N member 2
Exons: 8
Coding region: 1202-3598 (798 amino acids)
Biological process (GO): potassium ion transmembrane transport
Cellular component (GO): neuronal cell body; plasma membrane; neuron projection
Molecular function (GO): calmodulin binding; small conductance calcium-activated potassium channel activity
Source: RefSeq, a predicted model, not a curated record